AGUCGUCAACGUGAAGCGAGCAAGUGUCAAAUAUCAAGCUGAUUGAUCACACUUUUUCUCAUUCACUUGUGUUUUCUCACUCUCGCUCUCGCUCUCAACUCUCAACUCUCAACUCUCAACUCUCAACUCUCAACUCAACUCAAGUCAUGGAUUCCAAUUCACCCAUCAUUGCUUGGGGCUCCGGCGAAGAUGGCCAACUCGGAAUCGGUAACAACGAAGACAAGGAAUGGGUUUGCGUCGUCCAAGCUCUCGCCUCUCGUUCAGUUCGCUCUGUCGUCGCUGGUAGCAGAAACUCCCUCGCCAUCUGUGACGAUGGCAAGUUGUUCACAUGGGGUUGGAAUCAAAGGGGAACACUUGGACACCCACCUGAGACCAAGACUGAAAACAUUCCCAGCCAGGUCAAGGCACUUUCCCAUGUUAAAAUUGUUCAGGCGGCUAUUGGUGGGUGGCACUGUUUGGCUGUUGAUGAUCAGGGCAGAGCUUAUGCCUGGGGUGGAAAUGAGUAUGGGCAGUGUGGUGAAGAACCUGAGCGCAAGGAUGACACCGGUAGACCUCUGAGGAGAGAUAUAGUGAUCCCUCAGCGUUGUGCUCCUAAGCUUGUUGUUCGCCAGGUUGCUGCAGGAGGGACUCACUCAGUGGUACUUACACGUGAAGGGCAUGUAUGGACAUGGGGUCAGCCGUGGCCUCCUGGUGACAUUAAGCAGAUUUCAGUCCCUGUUCGGGUGCAAGGUCUCGAAAAUGUGAGGCUUAUUGCAGUUGGGGCAUUCCAUAAUUUGGCUCUUCAGGAGGAUGGAACUUUAUGGGCAUGGGGUAAUAAUGAAUAUGGACAACUUGGAACUGGAGAUACCCAGCCAAGAUCACAACCUAUUCCGGUGCAAGGGCUUUCUGGACUUACUCUGGUUGAUAUUGCAGCUGGUGGAUGGCACUCUACUGCAUUGACAGAUGAUGGAGAGGUAUAUGGCUGGGGAAGAGGAGAACAUGGUAGGCUUGGAUUUGGUGAUAGUGACAAGAGCAGUAAAAUGGUACCCCAGAGGGUUCAACUUUUAGCCGGGGAGGAUAUUGUUCAGGUGUCUUGUGGAGGUACUCAUUCAGUUGCAUUAACCAGGGAUGGACGCAUGUUUUCUUUUGGUAGAGGUGACCAUGGCCGUCUCGGAUAUGGGAGGAAAGUCACCACCGGUCAGCCAAUUGAGGUACCUAUAAACAUCCCUCCUCCACAGAAUCUCAGCGGCAAUGAAGCUGAUGAGGGACAUUGGAUAUCCAAACUAGUUGCUUGUGGUGGCCGUCAUACUCUGGCAAUAGUAGAAUGGAAAGUAGACGAACCUCAAGUUGACUCGUAAAUUGAAACUGGAAAGUAGAUGAAGCUAGUAACUGAUUUGGAACUCAGUUCAGGUCAUAGAAUUCUUGUGUUGUGUCCAGUAUGAUAGUGUCUCAUGGCACAAACACAUUAAUAAUAAGCAUAGUAAUGGCGUUUGGCAUGGAUGGUCAUAUAUAACCAUAUACAGCCCAAACACAUAAAAAAAACCGUUUCUCUAAUCUAAUUAACCUUGGUUGGCCCACAA
This is a messenger RNA of Lotus japonicus, 1559 nucleotides long. Its product is annotated as ultraviolet-B receptor UVR8-like. The transcript is spliced from 11 exons. Bases 147 to 1337 code for a protein of 396 amino acids. NCBI's taxonomy places the organism in Eukaryota, Viridiplantae, Streptophyta, Magnoliopsida, Fabales, Fabaceae. The record is from RefSeq and is a predicted model, not a curated record.